AUGAAUCGAUUGUCUCGACCAGUUCUCGCUCUCCGACCUGUCGUCGGCCAGUCCGCCCGAAAUUCGUAUUUCAAGUUCGUCACCAACGGUAAAAUCCGAUCCACCAAAGAGCUUUUCUUCGAGACUGCUUCCCACGGUAAUGAAGUCCUCGUUCUCGCCAUGUACGGCGCUCUUACUCUUGGUAUCCUCUUCUACCAGGGUGUCUACAACUGUCUCCUAAAGAAGACAGAAAUGAAGCUCUACCCCGAUCGACGAUCCCUCUUCGAGCAGUACAUGGAGCCCCUCGGUCUUGACGAUCCCCAGGCUCUCCGAAUCUGGCAGCCACCACACUCGAUCGAGUACCGAUUCUUCUGCAACAAGUUCGGCUGGAAGGACGAUCUUAAGGAGCUCCUCCGAGAAAUCUACUCCUUCGACAAGCCCGGAGCUGUCAUGCCCGACACUAUUGCUGUUCCCGCCGUUCUUGACGAAUCUACCAAGACGCUUUUGAGAUUUUUUGCUCAUUCCAGUUAUAAUUAUGCCCUGGGCGAAGCAGAUCGUAGAAUAAUUGCCAUGAUCUUGGGCAAGGACUCUCAGCCAUUGACUGCCUCGAUGAAGGACGCCCUCCGUGCUGCUCUCCACGAAUAA
Oikopleura dioica is the source of this 624-nucleotide messenger RNA. The record is from the annotation of a GenBank genome assembly. Lineage: Eukaryota; Metazoa; Chordata; Appendicularia; Copelata; Oikopleuridae.